AUGCUUCGCCCAACUCCUACACUCGCAUCUAAGCUAUCCAAGCUAGGCAUUCACAAGCCUCUUCCACUCUCUAGUCGCGACGCCCAUAAACUUCUCGGAUUAUUGAAGACGUCGUUUCGGAAACAUCUUGAUGAAGAACAUGGCCCGUCGGAGGCAUCAACAGCAGAAGACAGCUUGACGAACCCUUCUCGCCCAGCACCAUCUAUUUUAAAACCAGGGUCGCGUCAGCAUCCUGCAGAUCGACAUUUCCAUGCUAUGCUAUCCAAUCCACUUUUCACCCACGCGGUUGUCCCAGGGAAAUUUACAGGCAAUCGUCAUGAGAUAUUCAACCAGACGGUAGCUGCAGGAGGGAUGAACAUUGAGCUGGCAACGCGAUACUUGGAAUCCGUAGAGGCGGUGAAGACUUCUUCAUCGAUAGAAUGUUUGAAAACCGAUUUGAAAAAUUCUGGAGCGGGCUUAAAGGUGUUGCAGUGGCUACGGUCGAGUGGUCUCUCGAACGGGCUCGAAUUUCUCGAAAACGACAGAUUCACUCGUAUUCUGAUGCGCUUCCUUGUCGCAGAAGGUCUAGGAGAUAUGGCUUGGGCGUGGGUGGCCAAGAGUCUUACCAUAUCUUCAUCCCAGCCUACACCUAGUAUCCCAGAGAAUCGACUUCGAAUUCCCCUACAGUUCUUGAUUCGCGCACAAGUUCGUCUCGAAAUGGGCAUAACGGAGGCAUGUACUUUACUAAGAAAGGCUUCCUCUUUAUUGAGAUCUCUUAGUUUCCCGCGCCCACUGCAGGACCACAUCAUCUACUCUGCACGAGACUCCAUUAUCUGGAAUUACCUGAAAUAUCACUCUAGAAUGAGUCCGGCUACAGAAGAGUCUUAUGAUAUUCUGUAUAGUUCACUGCCAAAUAAGCCUAACGACCAAAAAUAUUUUAUCUUUAAGGCUCACUUGCAUCUUCUUCAUCCAACAAAGCCUACUGCACAACCUGCGAUGGAUAUACUCUCGACAUGGCAGCCAUCAUCAGAAAUACGUGGCAAUAUGACGGAUGAACAACUUAAGAAAGAGCGCUUCAUUAUCAUCAACCUCGGGCUCGAUCUGACGAACUUCUUGCUAACGCAUGAUCGUAUUGAUGAAGCAGACUGGGUGAUGGAAUAUCUAAGCAGCAACUUUCCCUCAGCGUUAGGUGUAAGCAAGAAAUUGACCCAGAAACGCGCCGAUGCUACUAGCGAGAUUUCCUCUCUUGAUUUAUUGGGGGCUUUGGAUAUGAAGAUUGCUUAG
Glarea lozoyensis ATCC 20868 is the source of this 1263-nucleotide messenger RNA. RefSeq lists its product as uncharacterized. Lineage: Eukaryota; Fungi; Ascomycota; Leotiomycetes; Helotiales; Helotiaceae. The transcript has a single exon. Bases 1 to 1263 code for a protein of 420 amino acids. The record is from RefSeq and is a predicted model, not a curated record.